AUGGCUGGCUCACAAGAUAGAAGGAAACCUUUCCAAGGAAAAAAGUUUCAUAAAGAUCUUAGGGAAUACAAGAAUCAAGAGAUAAAACGGUCUCUUGUCCACAGAGCUCGAUUGAGAAAGCAGUACUUUAAGCUCCUCGAGGAGGAGGGUGAAGUGCCUUCUCAUGAAAAGGGAGACAACAACAACGAAAAGGACGCUGCAUCUGACCAGUCUGACUCUGAAGAAUCCGACAACGAUGUUCAACAAUCAAAAGUCAAACAAAAAGCAUCGUUACCACCUCAACAGGCACCUCCAAAGGUUACAUCGCAAAGGAAACCACUCAACUUCCAGGAGAGAGCUAAGCUUGCUAAAGAGAGAAAGGAACAACAAAGAGAGGAGAAGCUUCAGAGAGUAAAAGAUAGGAGGCGAGCCAUCGAACAGAAGCAGAAGGAAAGAGAGAAGAAGAAAGAGAGUCUUUCAAGAAGAACCAAAUCAGGUCAACCAGUCAUGGGUCCUAAGAUCAACGAUCUUUUGGACAAAAUCAGAAACAAUCAAUAG
Candidozyma duobushaemuli is the source of this 537-nucleotide messenger RNA. It is a transcript of the gene FYV5, whose product is annotated as Fyv5p. Gene Ontology annotation, cellular component: nucleus. The transcript has a single exon. NCBI's taxonomy places the organism in Eukaryota, Fungi, Ascomycota, Pichiomycetes, Serinales, Metschnikowiaceae. Bases 1 to 537 code for a protein of 178 amino acids. The record is from RefSeq and is a predicted model, not a curated record.